AUGUCCAAGACCAUCCUCGUCACCGGCGCCACGGGCAAACAAGGCGGCGCCGUCAUCAAGUCCCUCCUCGACUCCGGCGCCGACAUCACCAUCUUCGCCGUAACCCGUGACCCGUCCUCCGCCUCAGCCCAAAAGCUCGCCGGCACCUCCCCCAAAAUCCAGCUCAUCAAAGGCGACCUCAACAACCCCGCCUCCAUAUUCUCCUCCGCGCCCGAACCCAUCCACGCCGUCUUCAGCAUCCAAACCCCCACCACCGCCACGGACAACCAAAACGCCUCGGACACGGAAUACGACCAAGGCGCCGCCCUCAUCGACGCCGCCAUCGCCGCGGGCUCCGUCAAGCACUUCGUCCAGACGUCCGUCGACCGCCACGGCGCGCGGUCCGCGUCAAACCCGACGAAGGUCCCGCACUUCAUCAGCAAGCACAAGAUCGAGCGGCACCUGCUAGCGCGCGCCCCCGCCGCCGGCAUGACGUGGACGAUCGUGCAGCCCGUCGCCUUCCUCGAGAACUUCGGCAGCGCGCAGAUGGGCCCCGCCUUCGCGGCGAUGUGGAAGACGACGCUGGGAUGGGAGCGCCCGCUGCAGCUGGUGUCGGCGGUGGAUAUCGGGCGGGUGGCGGCGGCGGCGUUGGUCGAGGAGGAGAGGUAUGCGGGGAGGAUGAUUCCGCUGGCGGGGGAGGAGAUUGCAUUGAGGCGGGUGCAGGAGAUCUACAGGGAGGUGAAGGGCGGGGCGGAGCUGCCGAUGGUGCCGGAUGAGGUUGCGACGGGUAUCUUGGAGGGCAACUAUGAUACGAAGAUGAUGUUUGAGUUCUUUGUUGAGGAGGGGUAUGGUGCGGAUGUUGAGGCGCUGAGGCGCGAGUUCCCGGGGAUGCUGGAUUAUAAGGGGUGGUUGGAGAGGGAGAGUGCUUAG
Lasiodiplodia theobromae is the source of this 909-nucleotide messenger RNA. Its product is annotated as Nucleoside-diphosphate-sugar epimerase. Gene Ontology annotation, biological process: proteolysis. The coding region runs from base 1 to 909 and encodes 302 amino acids. Gene Ontology annotation, molecular function: aspartic-type endopeptidase activity. NCBI's taxonomy places the organism in Eukaryota, Fungi, Ascomycota, Dothideomycetes, Botryosphaeriales, Botryosphaeriaceae. The record is from RefSeq and is a predicted model, not a curated record. The transcript has a single exon.